Rubroshorea leprosula is the source of this 1023-nucleotide messenger RNA. Lineage: Eukaryota; Viridiplantae; Streptophyta; Magnoliopsida; Malvales; Dipterocarpaceae. The record is from the annotation of a GenBank genome assembly.
AGACGGAGCUCCUUUUGUUUCUUCUCUCAUUCCUUCUAUUUAUUUUUAUUUUUUUGCAAGAUCAAGAAAGUUCAGAAACGUAUGAGUAUCCAGAGGAAUAGAAAAGAAUCCAUCAUAAGGCAGUCUCGAGCUGACAUUGCUGAGCUUCUCCAGAAUGGACAAUUCAACAAUGCCAGAUAUAGGGUUGUGCAGCUAUAUUUGGACCAGCAGCGCCUGUGUGCAUAUGAUAAGAUUGAACAUUUCUGUAUACACAUCAUGACCAACAUUUCCCAUGUCACCAGACAAAGUUGCUGGCAAUUGUUGCGUACUGACGUUGGGGAAGCAAUAUCGAGUCUAGUGUUUGCUGCCUCAAGAUGUGGUGAAUUGCCUGAGCUGCAUUUGUUACGAAAUCUGUUUAAACAACGUUUUGGUUCUGAGUUCGAGAGGGUCAAUGUGGAACUACAUCCGGGAAACCUGGUGAAUUGUCAGAUGAAGCAGCACCUGAUCCACAUUAAACUUGUUCCAGAGGAUUUGAAAUUGAAAUUGAUUACUGAAAUAGCUAAAGAAUACAACAUUCAUCUCGGGUUACACGGUUCUGAGGUCCAGGAUUACAGACUCUACAACUUCGAACCGGGAACUGAAGUUCUGGAUAUGGAAGUGCAGGAGAUUUGCACUGUUAAUGAUGAGAAUUGGACUCAGGAAAAUUAUAGUCAUGUGCACCAAAGGCUUCCAGACUAUAAUAAUGUGGUAGCCAAACUAAAAGCCCACAAGACAGAGCACAAGGUUGGCCAAAAAGGCAGAACACCAGCAGCAAAAAGACUCCUAAUUAUUGUUCUACCUUUUUGUUUUUCUUUGGUCAUCCUGAUUAUUGCUCGAGUAUUUAAAGGAUUUAGUAAGUAGCCAGCCACCACAGUUUUUGUGUUUGUACAGGAAGUACAAAACUUCUUAUUAUUGCUUUACUGUGAAAGGUGUAGUAUGUAGCUAACAACCAUAUAUAGCUACAAUAGCAACAGCCAUAGCACCAAAUAAAAAGUGUAUUAACUG